Messenger RNA from Plodia interpunctella (Indianmeal moth), 1519 nucleotides. RefSeq lists its product as uncharacterized. The transcript has 3 exons. The coding region runs from base 147 to 1394 and encodes 415 amino acids. The record is from RefSeq and is a predicted model, not a curated record. Lineage: Eukaryota; Metazoa; Arthropoda; Insecta; Lepidoptera; Pyralidae.
UUUUUUGUUUGACGUUUUGUUUGUGACAUUUGAUUUGUUAUUAAAAACUGAUUCCUUGGAGUAUUUUGAGUGUCUACUAUUUAUUUUGGUUUCUCUAGUGAUGUUGACUGGUGUAGUGUUUGUUUGUAUGAUGUUGUGGUGAGGCGAUGCUUGUGGGAGAGCAGUCCCCGGCGCCGCGUGUGGUGGCCGGACUAAGGAAACUUCGACCAGAAUUGACUCCAGGACCUGUGCCAACGCCCACAGAUCCCAAUAUAAGGAUAUCAGGCGUUCUACGACAGUAUUACAAUGAGGACACCGAGUCUUGGGCCUGGGUGCGAGCGGCUGUCCAGCAGGGCUGCCUGCUCGCCUGGCGCGACGGUACGUUGCCCAGAAGGCCGGCAGCAAGACUCCCGCUGCGAGACCUGCAUCUGCGCAUCGCUCCCACCCUCCCCAAUGCCUUUCAGUUGUCACGGUUGCGCGACGACUCGUCUGUUGCCACAUUUCAGACUUGCAAUGCGGCGGAAUAUGCCAAAUGGGUGCGCGCACUGUGUGUCGAGAUUCUCGGCCAGACACCGUUACCACAGGUCCGGUUCCUGGACGUGCUGCCGGCGGCGGACACCACUCGCAAACCAAAGAACGAGGCUCCCCAGCAGGAGACUCCAGCAUGUCCGCCCAGGGCGCCACCGAGGGCUCGCCGGAGGUUGUUGACUUCCCCUGAAACACAGUUGCCUCGGAGAGACCAUUCGCCUGCCGCCACGGACGAGGGCAUCGUCGUCGAGGACGACGACUACGACUCAUCGUCCGAUCGCAGCCUUGACCUAACCUUCUCCCUUGACGCCUUGAAGACCACGGACGUGGUCGAUGCUCCGCCGCCCGUACGAAAAGCGGAGGUCAUCAAAUGCGACAACUGCAGCAAAUUGACCGCACAACAUCACACGCUGCCGCGCGCUCGAUCCACAGAUUCAGAGCAAGGUCGUCACCGUUAUCUAAAACGUUGGGAGGGGACGGCGGGAGCCGCGGAGCGCGGCCGGUUCGCGAUGGAGGCAGCCCGGCGCAAAACGGCUUCACUAGAAAGCAGGGCGAGAUCUUGCUCGCCCAAUGCCCACGAAGCCGUAGCUAAGUAUGUGCCAGUGAGGGAGAGAAGGGCACUGUUCGAGUCGUUGUCUAAAACUGGAAGUGGCCUGGCGCGAAGCACAGAGCAGCUGACGAGACCUAUAGUAGUUCCGGAGACGACGCCGCGGCGCGCUGCAUCGCUUCAUGACUUACAGGCGCCGCCGACGCGGUCGGUGAGCGACCUGCGGCAGUUCUUCGAGGCGGUGGCGCGCGGCGUGGGGGGCUGCAGCGCGGGCCUGCAGCGCCACAGUGCGCCGCCCAACACUGCGCCGCGGGCCUUCGCCUCCCUCACCUGCGCUUGAAAUGUACAUAUUGUAGAUAAGGCGUUAACCGCCGGCUAUCUCACUAAGUCGUUUAUUUUAAGACUGUUAAAAGUAUUGUUAUAGAAGUACCUAAUAUAAAUAAAAUGACGUAUUAUCUAUUACAA